UCAAAGUGGUGACGUUCCGGGUGGCUUUCUCUUUUGCUGCGCAGCUCGCGGGGGGAACAGAGACACGUGGGAUCGCUCCGUUCGCUUGUGUAGACAAGAUGGUGAAACUCGCUAAGGCAGGUAACAAGCAAGGAAAACCUAAAAAGGCUGCCCCUCCACCACCACCACCACCUGCUGAAGAGUUUGAAGAGUCCACUUCUGAUGAGGAAAGUGAAGAGGAGGAACUGCCAGCACCACCACCAAUUAAGAAGGUUGCUAAGACCCCACAGUCUUCCAACAAAAAAAAUGGUAAAGCUGUAAAGAAAGAGAGCAGCGAGGAGGAAGAGGAGGUGGAGGAGGAGGAAGAUGAUGAGGAGGAGGAUGAUUCUGAAGAGUCUGAAGAAGAGAAACCUGCUAAGUGUGCGGCCGUCAUGACUAAAAAAGCAAAAGAAGAGUCAGACGAAGAUGAUGACGACGACGAUGAUGAGGAUGAAUCUGAGGAAGAAGAGGCUAUGGAUACAGCACCAUCAUCCAAGGCUAAAAAAGCUGGCAUGGUGAAAGUUCAGGAUGAAGAAGAUGACGAAGACGAUGAAGAAGAUGACGAAGAGGAUGAGGAAGAUGACGAAGAGGAAGAAGUUGAGAUUGCUGUAACAACAAAAGCUGGAAAGAGAAAGAAAGUGGAACAGAAGUCAGCCACUCCAGCUAAGAAGCAAAAAUCUGACAGUGAUGAAUCAUUCUCACUGUUUGUUGGAAACUUAAACUCUGAAAAGAACUUUGAAGAACUAAGGAAAGCGCUGAAUGGUUUCUUCACCAAAAAGAAACUGUCGGUUACAGAUGUCCGAAUUGGAUCCACGAGGAAAUUUGGCUACGUUGACUUUGAAACCAAAGAACAACUGGAAAAGGCAUUGGAAUUCAAUGGAAACAAAGUGCUAGGACUGGCAGUCAAACUCGACAAAGCACGCAGCAAAGAAAGCAAUGCGGAUAGCAAAAGAGAAAGGGACUGCAGGACGUUGUUUGUCAAAAACCUCCCUUUCAAGAUAACACAAGAUGGCCUCAAAGAGAUUUUUGAUGAUGCAAUUGAUAUUAGAAUUCCUGUUGCUCGCGAUGGUUCCGGAACACGAGGCAUUGCGUAUAUCGAAUUUGAAAGUGAAGCAGCUGCAAAUUCAGCAUUGGAACAGAAACAAGGCACAGAUGUUGAUGGCCGGGCCAUUGUUAUUGACUUCACUGGGGACAAGAGUAUGUUAAAUACAAAGUCUGGACAAACACAACCAAAUUCUGAUACACUUGUUGUAAAUAACUUGGCAUAUUCUGCAACAGAAGAUACCCUUCAGAAUAUUUUUGCAAAAGCAUUAUCAAUCAAAAUUCUAGAAAAGAAUGGCCGACCAAUGGGAAUUGCAUUUGUUAAAUUUGAAUCUAUUGAGGAUGCUAAAGAAGCUCUCGAGAAUCAUAGCAAUACAGAAAUAGAGGGGAGAACUGUGAGAUUGGAUUUCAGCAACCAAGGGCACAGGAGUGGGGAUGGUCCUAGCAAGACAUUGUUUGUUCGUGGCCUUUCUGAUGAGACAACUGAAGAAACUUUGAAAGAAGCCUUUGAGGGAGCUGAGAGUGCUAGAAUUGCAAUGGACAGGGAAUCUGGACGAUCAAAAGGUUUUGGCUUUGUGGACUUCCCGUCCGAAGAAGAUGCAAAAUUAGCUAAGGAUGCGAUGGAAGAUGGAGAAAUUGAUGGAUGCAAAAUUAUGCUUGAUUUUGCUCGACCAAAGGGUGACAGCCAACGAGGUGGUCGAGGUGGAGGCUUUGGAAGAGGUCGAGGAGGUCGUGGCAGAUUUAGUGGCAGAGGCCGUGGUGGACGAGGCGGUGGUCGGGGUGGAUUUGGAGGAUUCAGAGGUGGAAAGAAUACUCCCCAAGGAAAGAAAAUCAAAUUUGAGUAGAGAGGCCAAUAAGACUGCUUUACCUCCUUGUGUUCAGACAGAGCCUCUGAUUGCCUCACAGUUGGACAUUCCACGAUUCUGCAUGGACUGACUGGCUGUGCAAAUUGGAGUGGUGGGAGCUCCUUAAGUUUCUGAAUGGACUUACAAUUAAGUAAAGACAGAAAUUGUUGGUAUACCUUUUGUGGAUUUUGUCAAAUUUAAGUUUCCUGUUUUACUGAUGUGUAAAUGUAUUGCUCCCUAUGAUUUUUUAGUUACAAUGUAAAUGCCAAAAUAUGUUUUAGAAUGUUGUGCUUGACAUACUGUCUACUGGAUUAAAAAGACCUUAUUUCACAA
Molecule: messenger RNA, 2237 nt
Organism: Stegostoma tigrinum
Lineage: Eukaryota; Metazoa; Chordata; Chondrichthyes; Orectolobiformes; Stegostomatidae
Gene: nucleolin
Product: nucleolin
Exons: 15
Coding region: 99-1904 (601 amino acids)
Molecular function (GO): RNA binding
Source: RefSeq, a predicted model, not a curated record